AUGGUUGCCAGACUCUAUCCACUUGUUCAACCCAAGCCCGUGCCUCAGGGUACACCAGAAUUUGAGGCGAAGCGAAGUGCUUUGCUCAAGACUUUCUACGAAAAGAUUCCUCAGGAGUAUUACCUUCCUCAGGAGCUUCUCAGCAACCCUCCCCUGGAUGUCUCUGAGAUCCCACGUACUUGUGGAAUCUUGACUCCUGAGGAGAUUGAAAUUACGGAAAACUACGAUGCAGUGAGCCUGGCCGAGGCCAUUGCCUCCAAGAAGUAUUCAGCAGUGACUGUGGCCACAGCGUUUUCAAAGCGCGCCAUCAUUUCGCAUCAACUCACAUGUUGCCUGACUCAAUGGUUUAUGGACGAUGCUGUCAAACAGGCAAAACAGCUUGACGAGUAUCUUGAGAAAAAUGGCAAGACCAUUGGCCCUCUCCAUGGUGUUCCCAUCAGCAUUAAAGAUCAUAUGCCCAUUGCGGGGACAUAUUCAUCAAUGGGAUUCUUCGCCAGUAUUGUCAAAAAUGACAGCGACAGUCAGAUGAUUAAAAUUCUUCGCAACCUUGGAGCUGUCUUCUACUGCAAGACAAACCAGCCACAAACACUGAUGCACUUAGAGAGCGACUCGCAUUGGGGCCGUGUUCUCAACCCUUUCAAUAUUCAUCUCUCUGCCGGAGGCUCUACAGGCGGCGAAGCCGCAUUGGUCGCAAUGAAAGGCUCUGUUCUGGGUGUCGGCACUGACAUCGGUGGCAGCAUCCGUGGACCAUCUGCGUUCUGUGGUAUAUAUGGAUUUAAGCCCACUUCAUAUACGCUGCCCAUGAAAGGCUUCCUCGCAGGGACAUUUCCUGCAGAACUCAAUAUUUUGUGCUCAUCAGGCCCGAUGUGUCGCUCACUGAGAGAUGUGGAAUUCUUCACCAAGAACGUCAUUGCCGCAAAACCCCAUCUUGAAGACCCCAGAAUCGUCCCAAUCCCGUGGACGGGAAUGGAAACUCCAAUGCCCAAACGGCUCAAGGUGGGAAUCGUCAAUAACGACGGUUUCAUCGAGCCUCAACCUCCAGUCAAGAGAGCAAUCAAAUGGGCUCGAGAUCUCCUCUCCGACCCAAAAUACGCCGAUAUCAUUGAAGUCAAGGACUUCACUCCCUAUGGUGCUGCUGGAGCCUGGUCCCAAAUUCGUAAAACUUACUGGCCAGACGGCGGUCAGUUUGAGCGUGACAUGAUUAGCUCAACAGGCGAGCCUAUUCAUCCCCUGAGCCACUGGAUCUGGAAAGAUGCCGAACCUCUAGGCAUGCGAGACGCCGUGACUGUCAGUGCACAACGUGGUGAACGCGAUGACUUCCGCAUUGCGUUCGCUGCCAGCUGGGAAGCCCAAGAUGUUGACGUGAUCAUUGGCCCUGCCUUCGUGGGCCCAGCAUCAGCCCAUGAUACAGCCUUUUACUGGACAUAUACUUCGCUCUAUAACUACGUCGACUACCCUGGAGUGGUUAUCCCCACCCCGAUUAAGGCAGAAGCCGAAGAGUCAUACGCUUCCGACUAUGUUCCCCUAAGCGAGGCUUGUUCGCAUGUCAAGGAGCUCUGGGGAGAGACCAACUUUGUUGGAGCGCCAGUGGACCUCCAAGUCAAUGCGAGGAAGUAUCACGAUAACCAGUUGUUGGGCGCUCUAGCAGUCUUGAAGGAUGUCCUCCAGCUGCCAUAA
Molecule: messenger RNA, 1677 nt
Organism: Exophiala mesophila
Lineage: Eukaryota; Fungi; Ascomycota; Eurotiomycetes; Chaetothyriales; Herpotrichiellaceae
Exons: 1
Coding region: 1-1677 (558 amino acids)
Source: RefSeq, a predicted model, not a curated record